This is a messenger RNA of Aspergillus ochraceoroseus IBT 24754, 2828 nucleotides long. Its product is annotated as metal cation transporter MSC2. Gene Ontology annotation, molecular function: zinc ion transmembrane transporter activity. Gene Ontology annotation, biological process: transmembrane transport; zinc ion transport; intracellular zinc ion homeostasis. NCBI's taxonomy places the organism in Eukaryota, Fungi, Ascomycota, Eurotiomycetes, Eurotiales, Aspergillaceae. The record is from RefSeq and is a predicted model, not a curated record. Gene Ontology annotation, cellular component: membrane; Golgi apparatus. The transcript is spliced from 4 exons. Bases 247 to 2808 code for a protein of 853 amino acids.
CGAUCGAUAUUGAACAAUACAAUCGCCACUGGGAGAACGUCCUUCCCUUUGUGUUCAGCUUGUCGCUUGUUUCUAGCGCUAUGCCGUUCUCUCGUGCUCAAUCGCCUGGCCGGUCUUUCUUCUUGACCCGCUAAACCAUCGUGCGUGGUCCCGAUCUUGGCUUCUCCGCCCGUCAAAUCUCCUGUCCUUGGCCUGGUGCCUCCUGUCUUCCAAACUGUUAUCGCAUAUAGCCUAGCACCAGAGACCAUGGCGACGGGGAUUCCCGUGUCCAGCACGGAUACAAUUUCCUCUUUCCCGCAAGGAUAUGGUUUUGGUCACUCACGAGGGCAUGGCCACUCGCGCUCCGCACGCCCGGCACGCACCCCCCUCUCCAACUCCAUAUCAUCCAACGACGUACCCUCUCCCCAACAACCCCUAUCACGUCCAGUGACAGAUACAGAUCAUUCCAAUGGCCAUAUGGACGAUUCGAAACCCUGUGGCCAUCAUCAUUCACAUUCCCACGCUUCAACCCCCCAUGACCAUAUCGAGCCUCCCACCACUAUCCAUGCCUACGGAGACCUUGUGAAACCUGGUGAACGACUUAUUGUCUCGAAGAUACAGUCAGAGUUGAUGCCAAGAUCACAUGAGGAGGUAGUGGCGGGAUUGAUUAUCGCUUUGCCCUGGAUUGCUCUGUCGUGGUACUACGAGCAUUAUGCCCAAUGGACACCGCAGGAAGAGGGUGCACUGAUAUCAAUUGGAAAAUUAGACCAUGCUACUUCACACACUUGGAAUCUGGCAGCUGGAACACUGCUAUUGUACGGUUGUGGUCAAUUAGUCCGCCUAAGCCAGCGAGCUGCAAAUAGUUCCGAGACCAAGAUGCCCAAACUGGAUGCAACCACAGCCCAUGUCACAUUCACACAAAUCUGCUCAAUCUCAUUACCGAUAUAUGCCACUCUUAAAGUAGGCGGAUUUCUUGUCGCAUUUGCCAUGGCUCUUGCGGUGGGGGCUGGGAUCCCAACAUUGGUCCGGAGCCAGCGUUCAAAGGGCAAGCUCAACCUCAAGAAAUUGACGGUAAUACUUCUUCCCGCGGCGAUUUUGUUUAGCUUUCUGGGGAUCAAUUCGCCCUGGGAUAGUCAGCCGCUCUUCGGCUACAUAGCCCUUCUCAUUUCGGUCUUCCUCCUGCGUCCCCCAUUCUCCGCUAUCACCCAGUCUGGCUCGGUACCUGGAACAGGUCUUGACUCGUCGCAAGUACCCCCAAAUACGGAAAUCUCUUACCGUGAUUCACUCAUAGCUAUCCUAUCUGGCCUUUCGGCCCUUCUCGUGUCCAUCGUGGCAGGAAAACUCACCUGUGACAUCUCGGCUGCUGCAUAUCUACUGGCAGUCGCGGGGUCAUUUGCGACAUGCCUCGCGUAUCUUAUUCCCUCUGAUCUGUCCAGCCCAAACAAGAUUGGUCUAGCUGUAGCUACCGGAAGCGCUGCCAUAUUCUGCUCUCCGCCUGCCCGCUCUGAUAUCUACAUAGUUUAUAUUUUCCGCGGCUUUCUGGCCGCCGUAUGCUUCUUUGCGGCCAGAUAUGACGACAGACAUUCCCGCCUUGUGGUACAUUCUCACCAUCAUGACCGCUCUAGAGUCGAGGCAUCGCGAGCAACGAAACUCAUUCUGCAGUAUAGUGAGCCGUACCCGCUACUGUAUAGCAUACUCAAGGAGAGUGAUUCGCGCCGCAUCUUCUAUUUCAUGAGUCUGAACUUUGGCUUCAUGCUUGUCCAAUUAUCCUACGGCUUUGCCACGGGGUCCCUUGGACUACUCAGUGAUAGUAUUCACAUGUUCUUUGACUGCCUGGCCCUUGUCGUUGGUCUCUGUGCUGCUGUCAUGAGCAAAUGGCCCCCAAGCACAAGGUUCCCGUACGGCUAUGGCAAAGUAGACACCCUUUCUGGGUUCGCCAACGGCAUUUUUCUCAUGAUUAUAAGCGUCGAGAUCAUAUAUGAAGCGGUCGAAAGAUUGUCAUCUGGCAGCCAAAUGCAUCGCCUUGGAGAACUUCUGGUGGUUAGCCUUGCAGGUCUCUGUGUGAAUCUCGUGGGAAUCAUGGCUUUCGAACACGGGCAUGCCCACGGACAUGACCAUGGCCACGGUCACUCGCACGGUCACGGAAAUGAAAACAUGCAUGGCAUCUUCCUCCAUAUCCUCGCGGAUACUCUGGGUUCUGUGGCUGUUGUGAUCUCAACCAUUCUUGUUCAUUAUUCUGGCUGGUCAGGAUAUGACCCGAUUGCAUCCUGUUUAAUUGCAAUUUUGAUUUUCGCCUCUGCUGUGCCGUUGGUCAGCAGCACAGCCAAGACCUUGCUGCUCGCCUUACCAGCUGAUAUCGAAUACAAUGUUCGUGAAACUCUGGCAGGUGUCAGUACCUUACGAGGUGUAGUGGGGUAUACUGUUCCCAAAUUCUGGUUGGAUGACACUGAACCGAAGUCUUCGAGCCAUGAUCACGGCCAUGAUCAUGGCUGCAGUCAUACCCACAACCAUGGUCAUAGUCACAAUCACAGUCACACUCGUACACAUACGCACAGCGAUCCAUAUACACAUAGCCCUAAUCAUGAUCACGACCACGACCACGACCACAGUCACAAUCACAACCACAACCAUGAUCACGCACAUGAAAAACACACUCGCCCUGUCUUGGGCGUAAUCCACGUCAUUGCCUCACGUGCGGCCGAUCUCGAAGACGUCCGCGAACGAACUACUGAGUACCUCCGCGAAAAGGGCAUGGAUAUUCUUGUCCAGGUUGAACGCGAAGGAGAAGGCCGUUGUUGGUGUGGGGGUGGUGCAAAUAAGACUUCGUAAACCCUUUUUUUUUUUUUUUU